Ogataea polymorpha is the source of this 780-nucleotide messenger RNA. RefSeq lists its product as uncharacterized. The annotation marks the transcript as partial. The record is from RefSeq and is a predicted model, not a curated record. NCBI's taxonomy places the organism in Eukaryota, Fungi, Ascomycota, Pichiomycetes, Pichiales, Pichiaceae. Gene Ontology annotation, biological process: translation. Gene Ontology annotation, cellular component: mitochondrial small ribosomal subunit; ribosome. Gene Ontology annotation, molecular function: structural constituent of ribosome. The transcript has a single exon.
UACCCGAACCUCGUGCCCACGCCCCAGCGCGACCCGUACUCGGAGCCAGAGCUCGUGGUGCGCCAGAAGUACCACGACAAGGUGCUGGGCGAGCUGGGGGCAGAGGUCAAGGGCGUCUACCGGCCGCACGAGCUGAUCACCAACCCGCCGUCGGCCAACCAGGUCACCGUCCAGAAACUGCUGGCCGCCGGCGCCCACCUGGGCCACUUCACGAAACUCUGGAAGCACUCGACACAGCCAUACAUCUACGGUGUCUACAACGACCUGCACAUCAUCGAUCUGGAGCAGACGGUGACGCACCUGAGACGGGCAGCCAAGGUGGUGGAAGGUGUGGUUGAAAACGGCGGCACGGUGCUAUUUCUCGGGCUGAGAGAGGGCCAGCUGCGGUCUGUGCGGGCGGCGGCGCAGCGGUGCAACGGGGUGUACGUUGCAAGCAAGUGGGUGCCGGGCACGAUCACCAACAGUCUGCAGAACGCUAAACCGCGCGUGGAGGUGGACAUGGCGGACCUUCCGUCGGGCAGAAGCCUGACGGACUUCGAGGCGCGGUGCGUGCUGAAGCCGGACCUGGUGGUGACGCUGAGCGCGCGGGACAGCCGGACCGCGCUGGGCGAGGCGGCGCAGUCGCGGAUUCCGAGCGUCGGCAUCGUGGACACCGACUGCGACCCGGCGCUGGUCACGUACGCAAUUCCAGCCAACGACGACUCUAUUAGGGCUACAAACUUGAUAUGUGGGGUGUUGGCAAAGGCUGCGGAGCGCGGCUACCGCACAAGACUCGAGCGC